GGUGUGGGCACGUGGGUCACAGCGCGUGCUCUGGGGAAGCGCUCGCUCCAGUGAGCGUCCUCCUGCAGCGACUGGGUGUAAAGCGCCCUCCCGGCGGGAGUGCCAACGGAGUCACGUGAUUCUAAGAAGUGCAGUUUCGGAGCGAGAGGAGCGAGAGCCGCCACAAGUGCAGACUGUCAUGCGGCCGGACCUGUGAGCGGCGCCCGGGCGGCUCGCCAUGUGUCGACAGCACCGCGUUCCGGUCGCCCUGCUGCUCUGCGCCGCGUGCUGGACGGCGCCGGCCGCCGCACUGAACCUCGGCCAGUGUGACCAGUCGCUGGGCAUGGAGUCGGGUGAGAUCGCCGACAGCCAGAUCACGGCCAGCUCGUCGCACAACGAGAACAGCGUGGGCCCGCACAGCGGCCGCAUUCGGACCGAGCACCGCGGCGGCGCCUGGUGCCCGCUGCCCGUCAUCACGGCAGAGGUGCGCGAGUACCUGCAGGUUGACCUGGGCCGCGUCACGGUCGUCACGGCCGCCGAGACGCAGGGCCGCUUCGGCAACGGUCGCGGCGUGGAGUGGGCCGAGCGGUACUCGCUGCAGUACUGGCGGCCCGGCACCGGUUGGAGGACGUACCGCAACGCCUCGGGCCACACGCUGCUGGACGGCAACGUCAACUCGUACCUGGCGCACAAGACGCCGCUCGAUCCACCGAUGAUGGCGUCCAAGGUGCGGCUGGUGCCGCGCAGCGAGCACCCGCGCACCGUCUGCCUCAGGGCCGAGCUGCACGGCUGCCCGUACACAGACGGUAUUGACAGCUACAGCAUGGAUUUACCCGACCCCAAAUGGCCUGAUUUGACCUACGACGGCGUCAGGUCAGCCGAGAUCAUGGAAAAAGGGCUGGGACAGCUUGCGGAUGGACGCGCCGGAACCAACGACAUCACAAGGCCGGAGUGGGUCGGAUGGCAGCGGCGCCCCGGUCAGCUGGUCAACAUCACGUUCCGGUUCAGCUCGCUGCGGGAGCUAGAGACCGCCUCCUUCCACGUCAGCAACCGGUUCACCGCCGGCGUCAAGCUGUUCUCGCUGGCCGCGCUGUUCUUCUCGCUGGACGGGCAGCAGUAUACGGAGAGCGCUGUGACGCUGGCCCCGGAACCCGACCGGAUAUUCGAGGAUUCGCGCCUUCUCGAGGUCAGCCUGCACCGCCAGGUGGCGCGCUUCGUCCGCAUUCAGCUGACGGCCGCCGACAGCUGGCUUCUGAUCUCCGAGAUCGGCUUCAGCAGCGCGGUGGGUGCUAGCCUGCUGGCAGCAGUGGGUGCUGGCUGCUGGCAGCAGUGGGUGCUGGCCUGCUGGCAGCGGUGGGUGCUGGCACUGGUAGUGGUGGGUGCUAGCCUGCUGGCAGCGGUGGGUGCUGGCCUGCUGGCAGCGGAGCUGCGGCUCAACAUGCAGCUGGCGGCGGGACCGGGCUACGCACGCGCGCACGGAGACACGUACGGCCCGCUGCCGGCCGAUGAGGACAAGGUGGGCCUGUGCGGCGAGCCGUACCGCGUGGUGCGGCUCAACGCCGACUACGACACGGCUGGGCAGCGCGGCCUCCGCGGCAGGACGCCAGGUUAG
Messenger RNA from Pollicipes pollicipes, 1591 nucleotides. RefSeq names its product discoidin domain-containing receptor tyrosine kinase B. Lineage: Eukaryota; Metazoa; Arthropoda; Thecostraca; Pollicipedomorpha; Pollicipedidae. Bases 218 to 1591 code for a protein of 457 amino acids. The record is from RefSeq and is a predicted model, not a curated record. The transcript is spliced from 8 exons.